GUAAACGUAAACCCAGGCCUCCCGUACCGUCACUUCACGCUCGGUUCUUGAAUCAGUCGAGGCAACGCCGUCGAGACGAGUGUUGCUUCCUCUUUCCUUCGAUCGAUCGAUCGCGAUCGCGGAUUCACUUCGGACAUAUUUCGUCUUUGGCUGGAAUUUUUUAUUUUUUUCUUUUCUUCGAGGUUUUCGAGGUGAUUUCACCCGUGACACCGAAGAAUCAUCUGGCUUAGCUGGGACGAUCCGAAAAGAUUUCGAGGAGGCGCCAUCAGAAUUAGAAGGAUAAAAGGGGAGAAUCAUGGAAUCCUGGCUGAGCGACGUGCAACGCGUGAGAAUUCCACGGCCGAAAUUCGGCAGCGGGAACUCGGUGAGGCGGUCCAAUUCCACGGUGCAACACGUGCGGCCGGAAGUGCUCUCGCGGCAGACCCAGGACGUGGCGAAGGCCACCGAGGAGCUACGACAAGCGCUCCAGGACAAGCUCUGACUAGGUGAUCAUCGAUUGGGGGCCACCGUAAAUUGAUCGAGCAAACAAACCCGUGUUCGAGGAUCAUCGUUCAAGGAUUUCACGCGCGCCUCGAGUGUA
Molecule: messenger RNA, 580 nt
Organism: Apis dorsata (giant honeybee)
Lineage: Eukaryota; Metazoa; Arthropoda; Insecta; Hymenoptera; Apidae
Exons: 2
Coding region: 296-481 (61 amino acids)
Source: RefSeq, a predicted model, not a curated record